Molecule: messenger RNA, 2505 nt
Organism: Anoplopoma fimbria (sablefish)
Lineage: Eukaryota; Metazoa; Chordata; Actinopteri; Perciformes; Anoplopomatidae
Gene: gpc2
Product: glypican 2
Exons: 11
Coding region: 98-1858 (586 amino acids)
Biological process (GO): smoothened signaling pathway; cell migration; regulation of protein localization to membrane
Cellular component (GO): extracellular region; synapse; cell surface
Source: RefSeq, a predicted model, not a curated record
CACACACCCCGUCUGGUUUUAUAUAAACCCCCCUCUCUCUCUCUCUCCCCGGCUGUCUUUUUUUCUUUCCUUUUUUUUGUUGAGUCCCGAGGUGAAGAUGGAUACCCGGCUAUCUUUCCCCAGGUGCCCGCUGCUGGUGCUGCUCUGUGCGGUCUGUGCACUGUUGGGGAUCCGGAGCCCCGGAGCUGCUGCGGGGAGGAGCUGCGCCGACACCCGGCAGGUGUACGCAGAGAAGGGGUACAGCACUGGCACCGCUCCGCUGACUCAAAUCUCCGGUGAGCACCUGCGACUCUGUCCUCAGGACUACACCUGCUGCUCCAGUCAGAUGGAGGAGACGCUGGCCCUCCAGAGUGAGAGGGACUUCCUCAAAGCCGUCGAGGAGAACAGCCAGUUCCUUUUGACUACCUUCACGCAGAGACACCGCAGGUUUGAUGAGUUCUUCAGAGAGCUUAUAGACUUGUCAGAGAAGUCUAUGAACCAGAUGUUUACCAAGACCUACGGCCGGCUCUUCACCCAGAAUGCACACGUCUUCCAGGAGCUGUUUGUGGAGCUGCGCAGAUAUUAUUCUGGGGGCAGUGUCAGUCUGUCAGAGGUCCUCUCAGACUUCUGGUCCAGACUGGUGGAGCGAGUCUUCUCUCUGGUUAACCCUCAGUAUCAGUUUGGGGAGGACUACCUGGAGUGUGUCAGCAAACACGCCGAACAGCUGCAGCCCUUUGGGGAUGUGCCCCGCAGACUGCGCGUACAAGUGUCGAGAGCUUUCAUCGCAGCCAGAGCUCUAUCUCAAGGCUUGGCUACUGGUCGGGAUAUUGUUAACAAAGCAACAAAGUUGACUGCAGAUUCAGAGUGUGUGCGUGGCCUGAUGCGUCAGUGGUACUGCCCACUGUGUCGAGGCAUGCCCACCCUGAGGCCCUGCCACUCCCUGUGCCUCAACGUGAUGAAGGGCUGUUUAGCCAAUCAGGGCGACCUGGACACAGAAUGGAACAAUUUCAUUGAUGCUCUGUACCAGGUUUCAGAGAAGUUGGAGGGGCCAUUCAACAUGGAGCUUGCAGCCGACUCCAUCUCUGUGAAAGUGUCGGAGGCCAUCAUGCACAUGCAGGAAAACAGUGUCAGCAUCUCCACUAAGGUGUUCCAGGGUUGUGGAAGCCCCAGGCCAGCACCAGGACGGUCUAAACGUUCACCCAAAGAGUCAGGGGGCAGCAGGAGGCCUUUCCGCACCUACAGCCCCGAGGAGAAACCUACCACUGCUGCAGGCACCAACCUGGACCGACUGGUUACCGAGCUGAAGGAGCGACUGCGGCCCAUGCGUGGCUUCUGGGUGUCCCUCCCACACACCAUCUGCAAUGAUGAGAAGAUGGCCUCCGACGUCACUAAUGAGGACCGCUGCUGGAACGGGCAGACCCGGGGGAGGUACCUCCCAGAUGUUACAGGCGACGGGCUGGUCAGCCAGAUCAACAACCCCGAGGUGGAAGUGGACAUUGCAAGGCCAGAUGUGAGGACCAGACAGCUGAUCAUGGAGCUGAGGGUGGUGACAAACAAACUGAGACACGCUCAGAGCGGACAGGACAUGGACUUCAUGGACAGUGAGGAGGGCAGUGGCUCAGGAGGUGGAGAUCAGGGCGAAAGGUACAAUGAUGAUUGGCCCGGCUAUGGGCCUCAUUCCCCGCCCUACAGCAAACCCCCUCGCAACCCUGCUUCCGAACCUGCAAAGCCGCCUCGAGUCCGAGAAAGAAAUGGGUCCAAGUGGAACAGAAACAACGGUCACGGACGGGACAGAUCUGCAACCGGCCAGCUCUCUUUCUCCCUUUUUCCUUUGUUGUCAUUGCCUUUCAUGGUCACUGUUGCCCCCAUGUGGAGAUAGCUGGUUAUUACAGCGUGGAGGUGGAUGAGGUUUCCUAUAAAGCUGGAGUCUCAAAAAGUCAUUCCAUUUGGUUACACCAGCAGAUAAAAGACAAAACCAGGCCAAAUUAGCAAUAAUUCAAAAUUGGUCUACAGCACAAAAUAAAUAGGCUAACGUGAAUAGUUUUCCCUACUGCCCAAGUCACAUAAGAGGUAUUCCCAGGCACUGAGAAUUACAAAUACUACUUAAUAAGUUUCGCCAUUUUUUUUUGCAGUUUGUUUAACCUAUUGUAGUCUUGAUGCUGCAAUGUGUGCUGUGCUGGAGCAUCGUCUUUGGGGGUGAAGGAGAAAGAAAAAGUACUACAGCAAAUUAAUAAGCAAAAUGUUUGGCUUAUGAAUCUCAUGGUCUUGUGAUUUGGUGGUCUGUAGGUGAGCAGCUGAUUUGAUCCGAGUGAGUUUUUUUUUUUUUUUUUUUUUACAGCCUUUCUCGUGAAAUGAAGUCAAUUAAUUGAACUGAUCUUGAUUUCAGUCAAGAUGUGGUUGAUUUUUCAUGUUGUGGAAGUAGUAAGAUUUAAUUAACUUUCUUAAUUAAGAGAUAAAAAGUAAAUAGUGCGACUUUUGAAACCAAACAAGGGGCUUAUUUUGAAUGUACCUAAUUUGCAGUUACAA